Mesoplodon densirostris (Blainville's beaked whale) is the source of this 963-nucleotide messenger RNA. RefSeq names its product von Willebrand factor C domain containing 2 (gene VWC2). Gene Ontology annotation, biological process: negative regulation of BMP signaling pathway. The transcript is spliced from 3 exons. Lineage: Eukaryota; Metazoa; Chordata; Mammalia; Artiodactyla; Ziphiidae. Gene Ontology annotation, molecular function: protein binding. The coding region runs from base 13 to 963 and encodes 316 amino acids. Gene Ontology annotation, cellular component: AMPA glutamate receptor complex. The record is from RefSeq and is a predicted model, not a curated record.
AGCUGCACUGCGAUGGCAGUUGGCGCGCUGUCCAGUUCCCUCCUGCUCACCUGCUGCCUGAUGGUGGCUCUGUGCAGCCCGAGCAUCCCGCUGGAGAAGCUGGCCCAGGCGCCCGAGCGGCCGGGCCAGGAGAAGCGCGAGCACGCGUCUCGGGACGGCCCGGGCCGGGUGAGCGAGCUCGGGCGCCCGGCGAGGGACGAGGGCGGCGGCGGCCGGGACUGGAAGGGCAAGGGCGGCCGCGAAGCGUGGAGCAGGCAGAAGCAGGCCUGGGCCGCCCAGGGCGGGGGCGCCGGGGCCGGGGACCUGCAGGGGCGGCCCCGCGGGGACACCCCGCACGAAGAGCCCCCGGCCGCCGCCGCCGCCGCCCAGGACGCGGCGGGCCCAGACCCAGAGCCCACGCCCGAGCUGCCGGAGGAGUACGCGUACCCGGACUACCGCGGGAAGGGCUGCGUGGACGAGAGCGGCUUCGUGUACGCGAUCGGGGAGAAGUUCGCGCCGGGCCCCUCGGCCUGCCCUUGCCUGUGCACCGAGGAGGGGCCGCUGUGCGCGCAGCCCGAGUGCCCGCGGCUGCACCCACGCUGCAUCCACGUCGACACGAGUCAGUGCUGCCCGCAGUGCAAGGAGAGGAAGAAUUACUGCGAGUUCCGGGGCAAGACCUACCAGACCCUGGAGGAGUUCGUGGUGUCGCCGUGCGAGCGGUGCCGCUGCGAGGCCAGCGGGGAAGUGCUGUGCGCGGUGUCCGCGUGUCCACAGACCGAGUGCGUGGACCCCGUGUACGAGCCCGACCAGUGCUGCCCAAUCUGCAAAAACGGCCCAAAUUGCUUUGCCGAGACCGCUGUCAUCCCCGCUGGGAGGGAAGUGAAGACGGACGAGUGCACCGUCUGCCACUGCACCUACGAGGAGGGCACCUGGAGGAUUGAGAGGCAGGCCAUGUGCACCAGGCACGAGUGCCGUCAGAUGUAG